Molecule: messenger RNA, 6965 nt
Organism: Diabrotica virgifera virgifera (western corn rootworm)
Lineage: Eukaryota; Metazoa; Arthropoda; Insecta; Coleoptera; Chrysomelidae
Gene: Pkc98E
Product: protein kinase C
Exons: 12
Coding region: 389-2500 (703 amino acids)
Biological process (GO): protein phosphorylation
Molecular function (GO): ATP binding; diacylglycerol-dependent serine/threonine kinase activity
Source: RefSeq, a predicted model, not a curated record
UUUAAAACUUGCGUACCGCGAUUUGGUCAAGUAGACACUUCUUUUUUGCGCCAUCUAUCCAUCGGUAUUUAAGGUUAUAUGAAAACAACCUGAAAUGAGGUUGAAGUUUGAAACAGAAAAUUAGAGGAAAACAGAUUUUCCGGGGAGCUUUUGAAGUGAAAAUCCAGAAGGAGGAGCCUCGAGCUUCGCAGGUUUUCAGAGGUCGUGUUGGGUCGAGCAAAUCGAGAUCAUACGAUGGUGUGCGCUAGCUGUCAUUUAUAUUGUAUUUUAUAGACUCGUUUCUAACAAAUUGCAUCUCCCUAUGUAGGUUUUAAAGUGAAUAGUUGUGUGGUGUGGUGGUUAAAAAAGUUCCUCGAAGGAGAGGUAUUGAAAGCUCGUGUCGUGUGCCAUGUUCACGGGGACUAUUCGUAUAAAAGUAUGCGAGGCCCAGAGCCUGAGACCGACGGACUGUUCGAUGCGUUAUACUUUCGGGAAACCCGAUGAACAACUUCUGGACCCUUAUGUUACGAUUGCCGUGGAUGACAUCCAUGUGGCUCAAUCCACAUCCAAACAGAAAACUUGUGAUCCCGUUUGGAAUGAGUACUUUGAGCACCAGGUUGAGAACGCUAAGACGCUGACCCUGACGGUGUUCCAUGACGCUGCGAUUCCACCUGACGUCUUCGUCGCGAACGUCUCGAUCCUUUUUGAAGAUCUGCUAAAUAGGGAAAGAGAUGAAUCUGAUUUUUGGGUUGAUUUAGAACCCAAAGGCCGACUGCACAUUAGAAUAGAUCUUAGGAGGACAUCGAAAGAAUAUGGAGGAAAACCAAGGGAGUUCAAAGAACGCCAAGGCUUCAACAGAAGACGAGGCGCGAUGCGAAGAAGAGUCCAUCAAGUUAACGGUCAUAAGUUUAUGGCCACAUUUCUGCGACAACCCACAUUCUGUUCACAUUGUCGAGAUUUUAUAUGGGGUUUGGGCAAGCAAGGCUAUCAAUGUCAAGUUUGCACAUGCGUUGUUCACAAGCGAUGUCAUCAUACAGUUGUUACAAAAUGUCCUGGGAUGCAGGAUGAGUCGAGUAGUCAACACCAAAGCACCGGAUUCAAUGUAAAUGUACCACAUCGGUUUGUAGUGCACAGCUACAAACGUUUUACAUUCUGUGAUCAUUGUGGAUCACUCUUAUAUGGACUGAUUAGACAAGGACUUCAGUGCGAAGCUUGUUCGUUAAACGUACACAAGCGGUGUCAGAAGAAUGUGGCGAACAAUUGCGGAAUCAACACUAAACAGAUGGCCGAGAUUCUUACGCAAAUUGGCGUUUCACCGGACAAACAAACUCCACGUCGAAGUAAACUCCUCACCGGUUCUGGUGGAAAUGGCGGUCAACAAGAAGGAUUCCUGGAGAAUUCGACAGCGGUUAGCGACUCCACGGCAGAGGAGUUGUCGAAAGCUUUGGAAGAAAAAUUAACCAACAGUGAGGAUGGAGGAGCUGGUAAAAAAACAAUUGGUCUAAACGAUUUCCACUUUAUGAAAGUUCUCGGGAAAGGAAGUUUUGGCAAAGUCAUGUUAGCAGAGAAGAAGAACACAGAAGAAGUGUACGCCGUAAAAGUAUUGAAGAAAGACGUCAUCAUUCAAGACGACGACGUCGAUUGUACCAUGACGGAAAAACGAAUAUUAGCUCUGGCCGCAAAUCAUCCUUUCCUGACUGCUCUACAUUCGUGUUUCCAGACCAAGGACAGAUUAUUCUUCGUCAUGGAAUACGUCAACGGAGGAGAUUUGAUGUUUCAGAUACAACGUGCCAAAAAAUUCGAUGAACCACGUGCGAGAUUUUACGCUGCCGAAGUGACGUUAGCGUUGCAAUUUCUACACAAACAUGGCGUCAUAUAUAGGGAUCUCAAACUGGAUAACAUAUUACUGGACGCCGAAGGACAUUGUAAGUUGGCAGACUUCGGUAUGUGUAAAGAAGGAAUUCAAGAAGGAAAAACCACGUCCACUUUUUGUGGUACUCCUGAUUAUAUUGCUCCAGAAAUUUUACAGGAAUUGGAAUAUGCCGCAAGUGUGGACUGGUGGGCCUUAGGAGUCCUCAUGUAUGAAAUGAUGGCGGGUCAACCACCAUUCGAAGCUGAUAAUGAAGAUGAUCUCUUUGAAUCCAUAUUACACGAUGAUGUCCUAUAUCCAGUAUGGUUAAGUAAAGAUGCGGUCAGUAUAUUAAAAGGUUUUAUGACAAAAAAUCCAAGUCGGAGACUAGGAUGUGUCGUCGCACACGGUGGUGAAGCAGCCAUUCAGGCACACCCAUUCUUCAAAGAAAUCGAUUGGACUGCAUUGGAAUCAAGACGAGUAAAGCCUCCGUUCAGGCCAAGAAUUAAAAGUAGAAGAGACGUUACUAAUUUCGACGCUGAAUUUACCAGAGAAGAGCCCGUCUUGACUCCAGUCAGUAACGAAGUACUACAAUCCAUCAACCAAGAGGAGUUCCAAGGUUUUUCGAUGGUUAAUGGGGAUUUUAAUCCAUCGCGAUUUAUAGCCGAGUAGACCUCGUGUAUUUGAAGGAAUGUCAAAUGUUGGAAAUUAAUCCUGUCCUGAUGUUCGCGUGCCCGCAAAAUAUCUAAAGAAUGACCGUUUGUUUAUCGAUUAUUCCGGUAUAUUAUAACAAGAAAUCGGAAGUACAUGAAGUUUAGAUAUGAGUUUUACUUUUGUAAAGUAUCGACAUUUUUAUGUGGCCAUAAAAGUAACAGACAACUACUGUACUAUUCAUUUAAAGUAAAGUUUGCUAAAAAGGGUUCCACUUUAUCUUUUUUUCGAGUGAGAAACAAAACUCGAGGAUACUACAUGUUAGAAGAUUAGUUUAAGAGAGAAUAAGAAAAAUACGACAAAUCUAAUCUUAUUGUUACAAAACUGACUUUUCUAUGAUCUUUUAGGCACUAAUGUUUAAUUUUAGUUGACUUAAUUUAUUUUUAAUAACUUCUAAACAAAUGAAAAACACUCAAUUUAUAUCCUUUAUUUUACAAACUACAAUAUCUAAUUUAUUUAUUACACCAAAUCUACUAAUUUAUCUAAUUACAAAUUCAAAAAUACCGCGCCCGUUACACGACGUUAAAGUACACCGACGGUUUCAAAUUCACAACUAACUUGCUAAUUCCAAAAACCCCUAUUUAUACAUUAUUACAAUAUUCCAGAAUAAGAAAGAUUAUUACGGAAGAAUUCAUCUUAUUCUAGAAUAACAAUCGAAGGGUUAUUUACAUAAAUAAUAUCAAAUAAGCAUUUUCUAGAAUGAAAAAGAAAUAUCGAGGUGUGUACCUGUUAAAAAGGUCCCCCUUUUAAAUGCAUUCACAAACACAUAAAUCAAAUUCAGCAAACAAAAAGGGUCUGUUAAAUUAUAAUAAAUAGGCCAGGAGCUGAAAACAGUCGGGUGACAAAAUUAUGUCACAUUAUAAAAUCCUAAUAUGACAAGUCAUGCAGUCUGUCCGGUAAGGUUUCGAUAUGUAAACAAAGAAUGACUUAUUUUGUUAUAUCUUUUUUAUACCAGCUCCAGAAUGAUUGAAUCCAAUUAGCUAAUUUCGAUUUUAAAACAUUUGUAGAAGUCCAAGGAAGGUUUAAAGGUGAGAAAAUGUGAUGAAAUCGUAAAGAAAAUACAAAAAACAACAAUUUUAUUGUCAUACACAUACUUAUAUUAUACUUCUUUAUAUUUACGUCACUAAAACUGCGGCUAACUUUGGGUCUAUUUACUUUUUUUACGUUUCUCGUGAAAUCAAUGCUUUUGGCACUUUGUUUGAUCUAAAUAUGGUAUUUAGAAUUCUUUCAUUAAAUUUGUAAUUACAUAUUAAAAAAACUUGAAUUUUCAGAGACUUUAUCAGAGAGAAAAUGUUUUUUUUAUUGUAAGGAAAGUUUUAAAAUUAUGUUUAAAUAUAAACAUAUUUUCUGUAUAUUAAUUUUCGAUAUUGUCAAAAAUAGAGAUAUUCUUGAGUAAGCAGCACAUUUUUUACACACUUCCUAUACAACUAAUAAAAUUUGAUAUCUGAUGGGAUAUUGUAAAGAUAUCUUCCUUAGACUUCUACAAAUAUUUCAAAAUCAAAAGUAGCCAAAUCAAUCAAGUCUUUCUCGAGUUAUAAAAUAAAUAAUUAUUUAAAAAAAAGGAGGGUAUCAGAUAAAAUUGGAAGGCGCCAGAAAAAAAUUUAGGGAAUCAGAAAAAAAUGGAGGGAGUCAGAACAGAUUAGAAGGAGAUACGAUAAAAUAGGAAGAUGUCACAAAAAGUUGAGUACAGCAAAAUCACUAGUGUGGUUAUAUCUCUCUUUAAAAUCAAUACACGCUAGAUAUCCAUUCCUGUCAGAAUUGUUUAGUCAUUACCAAAAAGAAAGGAAAAUUGUAAGAGAAAUUAAACAAUACCAAGUUGUUUUGUUUUAAUGGCAUGGACUAUAUUUUAUGUCAAUCAGCCAGUCACAACUAGCGUUACCAGGUGUCCCGAUUUGCGCGGGACGUCCCGAUUUUCAGGGGUCUGGGGACGCGUACCGAUUUGUACCUGAUCGGGACACUAAAUGUCCCGAUUUUCACCCACGAAAACCAAUUUCAGGAGGACUUGCAGUGAAUUUUAUAUAAAAACAAGGCACUCCUAAAAGCGGUAAAAUCGAAUGAAAAAUAUAAUUUUGAUAAAAAAUAAAUAAUUUACUUAAUCUACGAUAUUUUUUGUAAUUUCGUCUGAUUAUUAUUAUUAUUAUGUAGGAUUAAAUACAGAUUAUAGAAACACCUUGUAGUCCAGUAAAUGAACGGGAAAUACGGCGAUACCGUGUAAUUUUCAGGAUCAACUCCGAAUUGUAUGAAAAUUUGGACGGCUUGUGCCGUUGGUUGCUUUUACUCGGGGGGUGACAGUCACCCCUAGCUGGGGGUGAAAAACCGCGCGUUUAAAAUAAGUCCGGAGAUGCAUAAAUUGACUAAAUUCUAAGCAAUUUUAGUUCUAUAGAAUUUUAACUUAGUUAAUACUUUUCGAGUUAUUUACGAUUGAAAAUGUUUAUUUUUCGACAAAAAAAAUCACGUUUUCAGUCGAUUUUCACAAAUAACUCAAAAAGUAAGUAUUUUAUCGAAAAAACUGUUUUUUAGCAAAAAUGUAGCUUAGAAAAAAACAAAGAGAGCUGUGUAUUCGUAAAGUCUAUAGACCCAGCAAAAGCAAAUUUGUAGCUAAUGAAAAAUACGUUCCAUUCGUCAAAUUCCAAAUCAAAUAUUUCAACGUGAAAUAACCAAGAAAUUAAGCACUUUCUGGGAAAAACCAAUUAAAACUUUUUUAAUCAAGCUUUAUUUUAUUGUUUUAAAAAAGUUUCUAGCAUCAAAACUAAGUGAGUUAUGCUUAAAAUCAAGUUGACUCUUUUUUUGGUAAAAAAAAUGUGAAAAUCUCCCUCUACUUAGCACCCCAAAUGAAAUUAAUCGUUACCGCUUUACAAACAAUUUACUUUUCCUAUGUAUUUUUGACAUGAUUAAAAGGGCCUGAACGAGUCACUAAUCACGAGUGUAUGCAAAAUAUGAACAGCCAUAUUUGAACCAAUUUUUGAAAACCUACCUACUUUUUAAGUAAUUUUUGAAAAAAGGGCAUUUCAAAUAUUUUAGAAUUUCUUUUUUUACUAUAAAACCAAUUUCUUUCAAAACUAAGCACUCCCAAGAGGCAAACCUUACAGAUCGUAUAAAUUAUAAACAUAUAAAAUAAAUGGUAAAGCGGUAACGAUUAAUUUUAUUUACGGUGCUAAAUAGAAGGAGAUUUUCACCAUUUUUUUUACUAAAAAAGUAGCCAACUUUAUUUUGAGCGUAACUCGCUUAGUUUUAAUGUUAGAGACUUUUAUAUAAAACAAAAUUAAAGAUUUUUUUUAAACACUUUAAAAACUUUUAAUAUGUUUUGCCCGAAAAUUGCUUAAUUUUUUGGUUAUUUCAAGUUGAAAAAUUCGAUUUGGAAUUUGACGAAUAAGAACGUAUUUUUGAUGAGCUACAACUUUGCUUUUACUGGUUUUAUAGACUUUCUGAACAUACAAUUUUUUUGCUUUUUUAAAAGCUACAUUUUUGCUAAGAAUAUUUUUCGAUAAAAUUAUUCGAAAAGUAUUGACUUAGUUUAAAAAUUAUAUAGAACAAAAGUUUUUUAGAGUUAGUCAGUUGAUCCAUUUUGGAACUUACCUUAAACGCCCUUUUUUUCACCCCCGAGAAGGGGUAACUGUAACUGUCACCCCCCAAGUAAAAGCAACCAACGGUAUAAGUUCAUCUUUGAAGUAGACUUUAAGUGGAACCUAAAACCCCAGUUAGGGUUGUCCCGAUCUACAACCCUAAAUCCCGAUUUGUUUUUGCUUAUGUACCGAUUAAAAACAAAUCGGACCUGGCAACACUAGUCACAACGUGACUACUAUAUCACGAAGAAUAAACAAAGUUGUUACAUAUUGGCUGUAUUUAAAAUAAUAAAAAUUCGAAAUUUACCUUGGUCGUGUAAAAAUGUAGAUGCAUUUAUUUUUACAUUAACCUACCUAUAUACAAAGAAAAUAAAAAAAACACCCCACCCAAAGGCACUGUAGGAUUAUUCACAACACUACUAUUAAACACUGACAAGUUUUUAUUAUUUGUUAAAAAAAAUGCUUUGCCAAAUAUCUCCAUAGAAAAUUUCACCUUCUAUUAAUUUAAUUUGCUGUGACAGGUUACACAAUAAUAAUGUAAAAACUUGCAAUCAAUUGUGGGUUUGUUCAGCUAUACCCACUGUAAUUAAAGAUGUCCCAUCCUGCACUAACUUUUGUUUAUCUUCUACUAUUUCAUUGACUGCAUACUUGGCGAGAAUUACUGACACUACUUCACCUCCACUCCCAUAAGUAGGCAGGUGAACAUGUUACGGAAACCAUACAGGGUUUGGUAUCAAAAAUCCUGGAAACGGAAACCAUACUGGAAACCAUAUAGUCCAAGAGGCAGCGCUGAAAAAUUUUUCAUAGUUGAUUACUGUGAUUGUGUAGAGAAACAUACUGCGGUCGGUCAAGUGAAACGUAGA